AUGAAACUGGGACCAAGUGCCACUCCAAUUUGGGACACGGUGUCAAAUAUGUCAUGGAUGCUUGUGAAUUCGGAACCACUCUUGGAUUUCGACAGGCCUACAUUGCACAAAAUCGUUCACGUAGGUGGACUAGGAGUGCAUGAGCCAAGACCCUUGAGUGAGGAAUGGGAUCGGGUGCUUAGUCUCAGGACAAGGAAUAUUCUAGUGUCAUUCGGCAGUGUGGCACCAACCAGGACCAUGCCCGCGGAUAUAAAAAGGACCAUUGUGGACACGAUAAAAUCUCACCCUGACAUAACGUUCAUUUGGAAAUACGAACAACUAGACGAUCCAGCUGUGGCCGAUGUAAAAAAUCUCAUUCUGUCUAAGUGGACUCCUCAAACUGAUUUAUUAGCCGAUGAUCGACUAACGCUUUUCAUAACACAUGGCGGAGGGGGCAGUAUGAUGGAAAGUGCAACUUUUGGAAAACCUCUCAUAGUGAUUCCGCUUUUCGGCGAUCAAAUAAGGAAUGCGAAAUUGAUUGAAAAGUUCGGCUUAGGUGUUGUUGUCGAGAAGAGUCACCUCCGGCAGGGAACUUUGCUCAAUGAUUCACUUGUCCUAGUUCUCCACAAUCCCAGAUAUCGAUCAGCUGCUGCUCGCAUGAAAAGCCUCCUGUCUCAGCGGCAGUUCACACCACAACAGAAGCUUGUCAAAACAGUAGAGAUGGCAGCGCAAUUUGGUGAUAUGCCAGAAUUUAAAGUAGUUGGCAGAAAUCUAGGAUUUGUUGUGUACUACAACCUUGAUAUAAUAUUGAUUUUGACUGCAAUCUUUGUAACCACAGCCAUUCUUUUAAUAUAUUUUUCUCGGUUAGCCGUCCAACAUUGUCGUCGAAUAGCAAAAAUUAAAACUGAAUAG
This is a messenger RNA of Haemonchus placei, 891 nucleotides long. Lineage: Eukaryota; Metazoa; Nematoda; Chromadorea; Rhabditida; Trichostrongylidae. The record is from the annotation of a GenBank genome assembly.